CUUGUGUUAGACAGCUGUGUGUGGCUUACAAGUCAUUAUACUUGGAUGCUGGCUUCUGGGUUUAAAAAAACAAGAAAACACGGGUUGAGCCAUUGUUAAGACAAUCAUUUGUUUUGUUGUACAUUACAUGGAUUAAAGGAGUUAGUGUGGCUAUAAUUUUCCCUUCAAAUGGAUGUAUGGAGCUGUUAAUGUGGAUUCAUAUUUUCAUUUUAUAAAAGAUUACAGUGUCACAGUGCAAUACGUCUUGCAUGUUGGACAAUUGGAUGGAUUGAAUUACUGUAACCUUACGCAGAUGGAUAUCUUGUAGUGAGAGGAAAGUGGAAGGAUGAUUUGUAGAUGAAGAUACCUGGGCACAAAUACUACCUACAAGACAUUUGUGUCAACACACAAAAUGAUAUGGAGUGAUUAAAGUCACUUGAGAAUGGAUGGGGCCUUCAACUACAGUGGGAGGCAGAAGCCACACACCCGGGCCCAGCGGCGGACCCGCAUGAAGAACCGGGGGAGUCAGACCUGCAGCUCGUCGGAUGAAGAGUUCCACUCGGAUGAUAAUCUGCGGCCGUAUGAGGAGGUGAAGAUCGCUCACCAUGACAAGAAACUCACCGGACUAGGUUUGACCCCUAAUGAACACGCUGUGUCUCCACUGAGCCGCACGCCGGGCAGCCACGCACGUGCCUAUAGUUACAUGAGUGGCUCGGACGAAGAGACGGAACACGCCCCCCUCACUCUGAGACUCAGUCAGCAGGGAGCGAUUUAUGCCCAGCCACCCGACACACUCAGGUCCGACCGUAGUAAGCAUAAGUGCUCACACACGUCCGAGUCGGAGGAAGAUAACCGAUAUCCCAUGAGACAAAUGAGUCAAACAGGUAUGGUACCCCCACCAACAGUACCACCUCCACCACCACCACCUAUAGAAGACAUUCCUCAACGUAGUCCUGGACCAACCAGGAACAAGUCAUUCGGUCCCUCUGUCAGGGGCAACUACUCUGAUGCUGACUUGAUACGGCAUCAGCAGAACAUAGACCACGAAGCUGACUUGGAAUUACCAUACUUGGUACAAUCUGCACCCGGUACAGUUUUUGUUUCACCAGGGGACUCGCAGCCUCGGUUUCCGCGGACCGUGCCUCGAUCAGGAUCAGUUCCAAGCUCGCGGGGGAUGGAGGUGGACCUGCCCAGCCCUCACAGUCGUGGCGGGUUCUCCGAGAUGUACCCACAGAAUUACCCAAACGGAGAGCAGCCUAUGAUGUUACAAAACAAUAUAGAUAGACAAGUAUACACGUUCCCCCAGUUCGGCAUGCCAACCAUUCCAAUGGGUGGGUAUCCGCCCGCCCCUGACUAUGGGUAUUAUUCCAAGUUCUCGAGUGCCAGUCACCGCAUGAAGAAGAAACUCAAACAGCGGUGUACGUGGAAGUGUACGGCUCUUAUCCUGCUCAUCGUGUGUGUCGCCCUGCUCGCGUGUACAGUCUACUUCGCAGCUAUGUCCAUGUUUGAGGAAGAGGAGAAGGUGGCACCUAAUGGUGGCUCCAAGGAUCACAAAGUCCAAAUGGUUAAUUGUGCCUUGAACUUUUCCAAGAAUGGCCAUGAAUACUCCACUCUUAGACCAGGUUACUAUCCAGGCUUUGAUCCCAGUUCCCAGGAGUCGAAAGCUUUGAGCACGAUGCAGCCCAUUCCACAAGUGUUUAAAGUAGGGGAGACGAUCCAGUCCCUGGUUCCGCCGAAAUCCUUCUGGAACAGCCAGAUCCGGCGUAGCGCUGACGGCUUCGUCGCCUUCAACUUCACCAUGUCGGGGUCUUCCAUCAUCGGGGUGUAUGGCCGCCAAAACACCCCGCCCACCCACAUACAGUACGAGUUCCUCACCAUAUUUGAAGGCAGUCGCAUCAGGAGGCGCUCUCGAAGAGCUGUCAAACCUGUUAAAUCUAACAUGGUGAAGUUCCUGACAUCCGGUGACUGGUAUUUGGGUGUUUAUAAUGACAACACAGAACCACAAAUGAUCAGUCUUACUGCUAACCCCAUUAAUAUGGAGAAUGGCUGUCCAAACAACUGCAAUGGUAAUGGAAAAUGUGUCGACAAGCAGUGCCAGUGUUUUCCUGGUAGUGUGGGCUGGGAUUGUUCACAGAAAGCCUGUCCAAUCCUGUGUAGUGGCAAGGGAAUCUACAUGCAUGGGUUGUGCAAGUGUCACCCAGGAUGGAAAGGACGUGAGUGUGAAUUCCGUGAGAAUGAGUGCCAAGUUCCAAACUGCAAUGGGAAUGGUCACUGUAUUAAUGGGCAGUGUGUCUGUUUCCAGGGAUUCCAGGGUCCAGACUGCGGAAUAGUCGACUGUCUUCUGCCGAAUUGCUCCGCUAACGGGGUCUGUGUCCAUGGCCAAUGUAGGUGCUUCAAGGGCUAUAAGGGCACCACCUGUAGUAUACCCGACAAAAUAAAUAUCACACACGUGUGUGCCAAAGACUGCUCCGGCCACGGCGUGUACGAUGUCGAGGCCAACCACUGUGCCUGCGAGCGCCACUUCACCGGCGACGACUGCCAGACAGAGGUGUGUCGUCUGGAGUGUGAGCACGGCCACUGUAACAACCAGCGGUGUGUGUGUGAUGAGGGUUUCACCGGCGCCCUCUGUAACCAGCUGCAGUGCGACCACCGCUGUGAGACACACGGCUUCUGCAGCAACGGCACAUGCAUCUGUCGCAGAGGCUGGAACGGGAAACACUGUACCAUUGAUGGGUGUCCCAGUGACUGCAGUAACCAUGGUGACUGUAAGCGCUCUCAGAACACUUGGACCUGCAGCUGUCAGAAUGGUUGGAAAGGACCAGCAUGCAACAUUGCCAUGGAAACUGUAUGUGGUGAUAGUCUGGACAAUGACAAUGAUGGCCUGCUGGACUGCCUGGACCCAGACUGCUGUGUGACUGGACCAUGUCGAGACAGCAAGUUCUGCUCCGCGUCCCCGGACCCCAAAGAGAUCCUGCUGAGCAAGCAGCCUCCCAGCACCACCGCGUCCUUCUUCGACAAGAUGAAGUUUCUUAUCGAGGAGAACAGUGUGCAGACCUAUGCCACGCGCAAUGCUUUCAAUGAGACUCAAGUGUCCGUGAUCCGUGGUCAUGUGACAACCAAAGAUGGAACUCCUUUGAUUGGGGUCAAGGUCGGUGUUGUGGCACAGCCCCUCUAUGGAUUCACUCUUACCCGUGAACAAGGACUGUUUGACAUUCUUGUGAACGGUGGCGGUUCUGUCAAACUCGAGUUCAUCCGACAACCGUUUGACACUAAAACAGCAAGUGUCUUGGUGCCAUGGAAUCAGAUCAUCACCAUGGAUACCGUUGUCAUGGCGUUGGAGGAGGAGCAGACGUGGAAGCCGCACCCCGAGGCGUGCAGCACCGAACACCAGCAUUACCUGCUCCGUCCGGUUGUCCUGUCGACAUGGCAACACACCCAGCUGGGAGCCUGUCCAGAGAGGAGCACCAUUAUAGCCGAGUCACAGGUUCUGCAGGAGAGCCUGGACAUCCCUGGGACGGACGUUCACCUGGUGUACCACAGCAGUGAGUCUCCAGGCUACAUGUCUCUGAUCAUGAUCCAGAUGACCCCGGGCUUGAUCCCCACCACCCUGAGUCUUGUCCACCUGCGUGUCUCCGUGGAGGGCGUCAUCGUCGACAAGGUCUUUGAGGCUGACCCCAACCUUAAGUACACGUUCUCCUGGGACAGGCGCAACGCAUUCAAUCAGAAAGUCUACGGAAUUGUCACAGCUAGAGUGUAUGUUGGGUACCAGUACCAGAAGUGCGACUACGUAUUCUGGGAGACGAGGAGUACGACCGUCAAUGGAUUCGACUUAACAUCGUCAGAGAUCGGAGGAUGGAAUCUGGAUUUACAUCACACGUACAACUUCCAGGAAGGAAUCCUACACAAGGGAGAUGGCACCAACAUCUACAUCAAGGAGAAACCUAAGAAGAUCGUAAAUAUUCUGGGCAGUGGUCAGAGGCGUAAACUCGACUGUGAUGAUUGCAAUGGGAAAGCCCUCGAGAACCACCUUCUGGCCCCUGUUGCCAUGGCGAGUGGCCUUGAUGGCAGUCUGUAUGUCGGAGACUACAACUUCAUCCGAAAACUCUCCCCAGACAGAGAGAAUGUGGCCAGCAUUCUGGAGAUGAGCACAAAGUCAAUCCCGUACAAGUUCUACAUGACUGUGUCUCCAGUGGACGGGCGGCUGUACAUCUCGGACUUCAUGAGUCACAAGGUGAUUCGAGUGAAGACGAUGGGGCCAGUGCGUGAACUGCGGGACAACUUCGAGGACGUGGCAGGGAAUGGGGAGGAGUGCACGCCGGGCGAGGCUGAUCUGUGUGGAGACGGGGGCAAAGCCAUCAACGCACGACUCAGACAUCCGAAAGGCAUAGCCAUCAACAAGGAAGGUGUCAUCUACAUCGCUGAUGGUCCGAAUAUUCGUCAGAUCACUUCAGAUGGCUACAUCACAACACUGAUUGGAACUCAGGAACAACUGCGGCAGUGGACUCCCAUGCCAUGCGAUGACAUUCUGUCAGCUGAGAGGGUCAGUCUGAAGUGGCCAACUGCCCUUGCUGUGGACCCCCUGGAUGACACCCUGCACAUCCUUGACCAGAGCAUCAUCCUCAAACUGACCAAGGACUACAAGCUGGUGACCGUCGCCGGACGUCCACCAUACUGCCCUCCUCGCCAGACCAACUUCCUACCCCUCGGUCUGCUCAACGAUGAUGAACAGGCGUCCAGUGUGGCUGACCAUGUGACUCUCGUGUCACCGGAAAGCAUCACGUUCGGACCACACGGUGAUCUGUACGUCGUGGAGAGUGACAGCCACCACAUCAACCGGGUCCGAGUGGUCACCACGGACGGACGAAUCCACCACUAUGCUGGAGCCAAGUCCAAGUGCGACUGUCAGAAAGUGGCCUGCAAGUGCUUUGAUCAGAAGGAGAGACUCGCAGCCCAGGCCUUGUUCAGCACCCCAACAUCGGUGACGGUGACUCCAGAUGGCAUCAUGCACAUCGCCGACAUGGGGAAUCUACGUGUCUUCAGCAUAGUGUCUGAGCUACCCGUGCCCAACUGGAAGGAGCAGUACGAGGUUGUCUCCCCUGAGACGCAGGAGAUCUUCAUGUUCAACCGGUACGGCCAGCACCAGUACACGAUCAGCAUCAUGACGAACCAGUACAUGUACAACUUCACCUACAACGUCAACUCGUUCUACGGCAAGCUGGUGUCGGUGGUCGACAGCGCCGGAAACAGCAUCCGCAUCAACCGGCGCUACGACACACAGGCGGAGAACGUGGUGGCCCCGAGCGGCAUCACAUGCCAGCUGACGAUGGACAACAUGCGGCGGCUGUACCGCUUCACGGCACCCGACAACACGACGGCCACAUUCACGUACAUGGCCAGCACGGGCCUGAUGGAGUCGAAGCACACGUCGGAUGGUAAAACAUUCAAGUACCGCUACGACGCCAUGGGACGGCUGCUAACCAUCAGCCAGCCGACGGGUGAAAUCACACGACUCAUUACCGACGUCAACACCACAGGUUCCAUUGUUCAUGUCACUACCGAUAGCAGCGAUGUGGUUGCCAUGGCUACCUAUGGGAGCGUGCAAUCUGUCAUGCAUGGUUCCACUCAAACCAAGGUCACCUAUCUGCCAGGAGGAGCUGUUGUCGUGCUGUUCCCUAGCAACCUGACCGUUGCCAUAGAAACGGGCGAGCACCCGAUCAUGGAGAACGAGCACCGGAUGCACUACAAGAGGAAGAUCCUUGUGCCCAACUCUUACUUCCACCGCUUAGAAUGGCGAUUCUAUCUGCGGCGUAAGGGUCGGACACGGCAGAGUAGGAUAAUAGAAAAGAUUGGGACGCGUAUGAGGGUAGGCGCCCACUUCCCCCGGCAUGCACACAUGCAUGAGUGGCAUGAGGAUGGAAUCAAGGAGAAAGCUCUCUUGAUCAAUGGAGACAACCUGCUGACAAUAGAAUAUGACAGAAAAACCCACACCGAGACAAUCAUGGACAAAGAUCUGCGUGAGAUUCUCACGAUCGUCUAUGACAGCUCUGGUCUUCCCUCCCACUUCCUGCCUGCCACCGGCCACCACGCCAUGAACAUCACGUACAGCCCCCGUGGCGACAUCCUGCAGUGGCAGUAUGGGGAACUGCGUGAGCAGCGACAGUACAACGACAACGGCCUGAUGAUCGAACGCACCGCCACCAACGGAGCACAGUUCAGAUACUUCUACAGAUUUGGAUCAAAGAUGCCAACAGACGUGAUUCUGCCCAGUGGAAAGCAGUACCAAUUCACCCACGAUGAUCAAGGCCGACUUCGCUCUGUCACCACCCCGGUGCUUGGCAAACACGAGUUCCACACCAUGCUGACAGUUGGGGUCCAGCGAUACAUGUAUCAACCACCCGGACUUGAACUACCCUUCAUUCUCGACUACGACACCAACGGAAAACUACGGCAGAUCGUCCACCCCGGGGAGAUGAAGCGGGUCUAUUUCCGCUACAACAACCACUUCCAGGUGUCUAUGAUUUUGUACGACGAGAGUGAAAUCAGCUUCACGUAUGACCCGUACGUACAGUCAGUAUCCAGCGGAGUGAUUCUCGGCCGAGGUUACGGGUGCAAGACGCACUAUUCCUACAUCAGCUCACUGGUCAAAGAAUACAGCAUUGCAUUUCCACAAGACCCAACUCUGCUUGGCGUUAAUUUUACCUACGGUUAUGACAACAACUUCCGGCUGUCCAGCUAUGUGGCAACAUUCUCCAACAACUUCACCAUGUCCACUAACCUCAGCUACAGCGACGUUAGUGGGAAGCUAUCGCGAAUCAAGACGCUCGAUAUAAAAUGGUCGGGUCAAGAUCGCCAGGUUCUUUCCGAUGAUCAUGUGAUGAUUGUUCGUGAAUACGACAGCUACGGACGACUAAGGGAUGUGCAGAUCAAGUUUGAUGACAACGUGCGCUUCAUGCUGCAGAUGAACUACGACCAGAUGAAUCGUAUACACCAGUGGCGCCGCCGUGUGGGACAGACGGACUCCAAGGCCAUUGAAUACAUCUAUGACAUUGACAGCAAUAUUGUGGAUGUCUUGUUGGAAGGGAAGUCGGCUUGGAGGUAUGGCUAUGAUGCUAAUGGCAACAUCAACAAGAUCACAGAAAAGGAAAGAAUUAGAGAUCUCGAGUUUGAUGUUGGCGACAAGAUUUUACGAUUUGGCGAGAUGUAUUACAAGUUUGAUCAAGACGGCUUUUUGGUUCAGCGAGGCACUGCACUUUUAGCCUUCAAUUCGUAUGGUCAGCUCAUUUCAGUGGUUGAACCUGAAAAGUACAAAUUUGCUUUCUUCUACGAUCCCUCAGACAGGCUAACCUUGCAGAGAGACAAAUAUGGCAAAGUGAUGCAGUAUUUCUAUGCCGAUAACCAGCAUCCACUGAGAGUCACACACACGUACAACCACACAUCAGCCGAGGUUACGCAGUACCUUUACGAUUCCAAGGGGAGACUCAUGGCCCUGGAGCGAAGACAGAAGAUCUACUACAUCGCCACUGACCCCAGCGGGAGUCCCCUGGUGAUCUUCAACGACAAGGGCUACAUAAUGAAGCAGUGUGCGUACAACCCUCUCGGUCUGCUGGAAGAAGACUCCAAUCCCAACUUUGAGCUGUCCUUUGGUUUCCAAGGCGGCAUAUACAACUCACACACUCAUCUGGUUCACUUCUUGAAGCGGGUGUAUGAUGCUGAAGUUGGUCGCUGGCUCUCACCAGACUACCAGGGAGUGUUUGACAAGCUCAGUGGAGUCAUCAAGAGUCCCGAGAUUCUGAAUCUAUACCAAUACCGCAACAUGAUGAACCACCACGUGCCGGACCAAGUUCUACCACGCACAGAUCUCGCUGAAUGGUUGAAAGUUUUGGGCUUCGACAUUCACAGCCUGGCUCCCGACGUGUCCUACACUGGCAACCUUCACCCCAAGUCAAACACCCUGGCCCACCAGCUGCUUCCGAGCUCGUCCGCUUUCGAAUGCACGUUCCGUCGAGACAUGAUGAACCUCUUGACCAUAUCCACUGUACCCCAGUCGAAGAUCACACCCAUGCAGGACCUGCCAAAUGAGGAACCCUCGCCAUUCCCUUCCAUAUUCGGGGAUGGAGUCACAAUUUCCAGUGUUGAUGGAAAGGUGGUAGUCAAUGUGGUAGAUAUUGCGUCGGAAUGGUCAAGGAAGCUGGCGAAUGUGUUGCUGAAAGAUGCAAAAGUUGUGGAUCUGCAUUAUACGAUUCAUGGGAAAGAUGUUCACUACUUUGUGAAGUCGGGCUAUACCGAAGCUGAGAAGGAUCUCCGCACACUGGGUAUCAGUACAGAUAUGGUCACAUAUGAAAACGGGAUGAUUUCAGUUCACAGAAACCAACGAGGACAUGGCUUUGGUCGAGGAAGAGAUGAAGCCGAUGUUCGUAUCCAUGGAAACCACACAGUAAUCAACAUUCGCUAUGGAACAAACAUAGUGCACGAGAGAAACCGCAUUCUUCAUCACGCGAAGGAGAGAGCUAUUUCUCAUGCUUGGAAGAGGGAGAAAUAUUUCUUCCAAAACAAUCUACCAACGUAUUACCACUGGACAAUUAAUGAAGCCAAGGAGCUGGAAACAGUAGGACAUAUUCUUGGCUUUUCUGGAGAGUACAUCAGAAACCCUGAUGACUACCCAGAACUGUCAGACGACUGCAAUAACAUUCGAUUCAUUAAGGAGUCUAGGUAGUAUUGGUCAAACUGUGCUGGGGUAGAGACCGUGAAAGAUUGCAAUAACAUACAGUUCAUUAAGGAGUCGAGGUAGUAUUGGCCAAACUGCUGGAUCAGAGACUUAACAUAUGAUUCAUUAAGGUAUCUAGGUAGUAUUGGCCAAACUGUACUGGUGUAGAGACCUCGAACGAUUGCAAUAACAUACAAUUCAUUAAGGAGUCUAGGCAGUGUUGGCCAAAGUGCUGGAUCAGAUACUAACAUUCGAUUCCUUAAAGAAUCUAGGUAGUAUUGGUCAAACUCUGCUGGUUUAGAGACUUCAAUAUUAGACCAUCUCAUCUCAUGCCAAAUCCCGACACUUUGUGUCAAAAGUUAUUCUGUGAUCAACAAAAUGUGCAAAUUGUUUUCCCAUGUGAAAAUACAAACCUGGGACAUGUAGAUUAUCUUAGUGUGAUGGAAAGACAAAAAACUGCAUAUCCUAAUAUGGUGGCAAGGUGUGUACACCGACAGAUAAUUGUUAGUUUAUGAACCAUCAUGGAUUGAAUCAAUAUUGGUGUACACAGACAUAUUAAUACUUGCCCACAUUUAUAGUGAAUACAAUGGGUGCACAGAAAUAUUAAUACUUUCAGAAGUUUUCAGUACAUCAUGGGCAAACAUGGAACCAAUGUUUUGAAUUAGUGAAAAGCAAAACUAUAAAAAUAGGAAAGUGCAAAAACUGUGAUUUGAAAAAUGCUGAAAAUGGGGUGCUUCGUUCAUUUCAUUCAAACGUAAUGUCUUUCCUACACUAUUGACCACAAACCAAUAGAGAGAACAAUUACUGAAAGAGAUGUCUGGUUCUUUGACUUGUUGAGAAGACUUGGUUACUUUGUAAAAUACUGUACGUAUUUGAUCAAUGUGAUGGUGCUAACUUACUGGUGAGCCAGUAAAAGGUAACCUACUGCUUCGUAGACCCAAAGGGUCCUAGUGUAUGGUGAAAAAGACCACUGUAGGUCACCUACAAAUCAACAUUUCCAAUUACUUGGUAACCGAAAUACACGGAAAAUGAUUCAGUUCAAUCAUUUGUUAAUUUAGAUAUGCAAAAUGUUUCUAAUGGCUAAAUUACAAAAAGUUUAUGGAGAAAAACUUCCAUGUUUUAUUGUUUUAAACAGAUGUUCAUACUUGUGUACAGUGACAAUAAAAAAAAAUCUGAUAUGUAUUAUAAAAUUGAGAUAUAUAAUAUACACUAUUUGUUCACAAAAUGUAUAUGUACGGAAUCAUUUAUUUACAAAGUGCUUCUAAACUUUGAAAUUGAAAAGUUCAAUAUUGUUCUUUUUUUUUAAAAUUAUACCAUACCUGUUUGGUUUAUUGACAAAUAGUGCUGUAACUGUACUCAAAUGUAUUACAAGUCUCAAGUAUGCAUGUUAUUCUUUGCAUCAUCAUUUAAGUUUUAUUUUAAGAGAUGAGGUUGAGGAAAUGAUGGUCAGUUCACAUUUGCUAAGAUUUUUAAUUAUCAUCCGAAGAUUUUUAAUCUGAAAUGUGUAAAAAUUGUAAUGAACCAGAUGAAAGUAUUGUAAAAAGUGAUAUGGUAAAACAAUAUUACUGAACUUUGUAUUUAUUUGAUACAUAUCCACCUUUUUCACAUUAAAUUGUAGAUUUAAAAAAAAAAAAUUGUUUAAUUAACAACCUAGUUAGUGGGUUUUUGGACUUAAAAAGUACUGAAAUUUCUAUUUACUAUUAUAACAUGGAAAAGGUGGAAUUUUGGUAUAACUUUACAAAAUUAAAAACAUUAUUUAAAAAAAAAAUUUAAUCAAGAAAAACAACUGUCUAGUUAAAAAAUUAAAUCAUGAAUUUUACUAUUUGUAUGAAAGAAACUACACUGAAUGUACAUGUAGCUAGAGCAGGUAAAAUCAAUUUUAAAAUCAGUGUCAAAACAAUGGUGCUUCAUUUUAAUGUUGGUUUACAAUUGGAGAAAACAAUAUCCAUUGUCAUAUCUGAAAUUAGGUGUGCAGCAUGAUUUCAUUCAUGCCACGCUGAAUGGAAUGUAGGUCAGCAGGGUGAGAUUUAUGAAAAAGUUGAAUGAGUUUGUCCAGAAAUCCAGUCACAAUAUUAACACAUAUCAUGUUAAUACAUGUCAGUCACGUUUAUACAUGUGUAUAAUACACACAUUGAGCAUAAUGAUACAUUCAUAACAACAUGUUAAAAUGUAAGUAUCAUUACUUCAUAAUCAUGUCAUAUGUAGUCAUUGUAAAUAAUUAAAAUAAAUGGUAUCAUAAUACAACAUUUCUUGUAUAUUUCUCUAACAGAUUUCUCAGUUUGGAAAAGUCCCAAGAAAACAGUAAAACUUUUGUGCAAUAUAUUCCUAUUUACAUCUUUUUAUUCUUUACAAAUGUUUUACUGCUCAAUAUACAUAGAUUUUUUAUUCAGUUUUUGGUGAACCAUAAUACAAGUAUUGGAAAUAAGCUUUACUUUUACCAACAAAAUCCUAUUUCAGUAAUGCAUGUUUAAAAAAAAGUAGUUCUUCAUUUGUCUAAAUAUAAAAAAAAAUAUGAAUAUCUUUUGAAACCCAUUCAAGAUAUUAAAGUUAAAUCACUAUACUGAAACUACUGUUUCAUGCCAGGCAAUAAAAGGCAUUUAUUUUAUUUUAUUUAUAACAAACCUUUGACUUUUUCUACUCAUGUUGGUUUGAUAAUUUUAAUAAUGAUUCAACAAGACAAAUUCAUUACGCAUUUAUAAAAUAUGAAAAUAAGCAAACUUGUAGCUUUGUACUGUUAUGCUUACAGAAAAUAUAUAUAAGCUGAUCUAUUGCUGUGCUGAUUAAAAUGAUUCUAAUAUGUGACCAUUGUGUGAUUCUUCUUUCACUUUUUAAACCAUGUCAAAUAUACCCUGAGGUAUAAGAUCUCAGUAGUCAUGUACUAAGAUUUCAUGUAAUGUGCAUUUGUUUCUCUCUCUGUUUCCAAAAGAUAAUUAAUAAUUUCUACAAGGCAACAUGAUAGCAUAUGCUAUAUUGAUGUACAGCAUUUUCUUUGUAAUGUGCAUUGUUUCUCGCUGUUUUCAGAAGAUAAUUCAUGAUUUCUACAAGGCAACAUGAAAGCAUAUGCUACGUUAGUGUACAGCAUUUUCUUUGUACAGUGUACAGGUUAAUUUAUAUAAUAACUUCGACCAUCAUGCACAAACUGCUUGCAUUCACAUCAUGAUCAUUGUGUUUGUACAAGCAUAUUUAGUUUUUAUCAUGCUUUGUGCAUUUUAAAAAUUACCUGUUAAUAUGAGACAUAAGGCAUUUAGGUAGAUCUAAGUUAUAAUAAAAUAAAAAAAAUGAAAAACAAAUAAUACUGUAGUAACUUUCAGUGUAUAGAGGGUUGGCGGUGGUUGUGUACAUGUAUAAGGCUUUAUAUUCUGUUUCUUACAAAUUAUUGUGCUUACACUAAAUCCCUAACAGUUAUAAACAUUACUUAAUUGUUUUGAACAUAAAAGAAUCUAGAAAAAGUUGACCCCCCCAAAUAACCAAAUAUCUAUAUCUAUAUAUAUGGCCCUACAACGGCUACAUGUAUUAAAUCCUUUAUCAUUUUGUAGACCAGAGUCAUUAAUGCACCCACAGACAUCUUUCACACGAUUUGGUCAAUGACAUUCAGAGCAUUUUUCUUGACACCUUUAUUCCACUUGUCUUUCCUUUGUGUUGCAUAAUUAUGUUAAUCAGUGUGCCAAAAACUGACUCAAGAUGCAGCAAUUAUUGUUUACAUGCGUAUGUAUGUGAGAUGCACUCAUCUUUGCCACUGUUCCAGCACCACAUUUAUAUCACUUUCCUCAAUUACUGUUCAUCUUAUUUGAGAAACUUAGUGCUACAUGUCAUCAUUUUCAUAUGUACAUAUAUCAUUUUUUGUCUAUUUGAAAUUGUGAUCUAACCUAGUUGUUUUUAUCAAAAAAUCAGUAUUGGAAUUGCUUCUGAUAAUUUUAUGACAAUGUGAAAUAACUAUGUAUAUGAUGGGUGUUAUUUUUAAUCCAGAAGCAAAGUGUAAUUUACUGUUUGUGUUUUAUUAAAAGAGGAAUAAGAAUAAACAGUUGUGUUUACACACUGGGUUAUAGAUUAUUAUAUUUUUAAUCGAUUAGUUCAUGCAUACAAAAUAUGUCAUUGUAUGCAUAUAUAUACAUCUAGACAUUUUUAAUGAACUAAAAUUUCGAGACAAAUUGGGGCCAGUUGUUCAAAUGUUAAUUAGUUUAACCACUGGUUAAAAAUUUUAAAACCAAAGACUGAAUCAAUACAAAUAAUAAUUGAAAACACAAUGUUGAAACAUGUUUUAGAACAAUCAAAGAUAUCCGUACAUAAUCAAAUCUAGUUUAUUUGUAUUUGUACAAUAAUAAUUAAAAGGAAAAUAUUAGACUAACCCAGGGUUAAUUUAACUAUUCUUUUAACAACUGGCCCAGAUGUCUACAUCAUCUAGAUUAAUAUACAGGUAUUUAUUAAUAUUGGUUCUACCUUUUUUUCUUUCUUUUUUUAACUUUAUAAUUGAUUAAUAUAUAAUUGUUACAAAAAUAGCAAUGUCUAAAGAUAGCACAAAUAUGAAAAUAAAGAUUUUUUAUUUGUAUACCAAAUAAAUGAAUGUUAAGAUUUUAUUAAAAUGUAAUGUGGUUAAGAAAACAUGGCUGACAAAUGUGUGAUACCAACAAGAAAACUAAAUGCAGGCAGUGACAUGGUUUGUGUUGUAUGGACAGUGAAUUGCCAUGCACAAACUUCUCAACUUAAUUUAAAAUUAAAAAUAUAUCAGUUUUCUAGCACUUUUCAGCAUAUAUAUAUCAUUAAACAUUUUGUUGUCUUUUUUGCAAUAUUGUGAAUUAUAAAUUGCAAUUUUCUUUAAUUUAAUGGCAAUGAAAGUUCUGGGAUUGGCAUGUGGGGUUUUUUGUGGGGGGUUUUUAAUUUAAAGAAAAUAAUGCAUAAUUUUUCUAGUGAAAAGAAAAUUCAGAAUGCAUAGUGUAUUUUGCUAUUUUGCCAUUUAAAUAAAUUAAAAAUGCAUAUUAUUUUCUGGUAACUUGAUACAAACUAGAAUGUAUAACGUAACAUGCAACUGUGAGAAAAAUCUAAGUACAUAUUUUUAUUGCAAUUUUCUUCACUGCUGUUUUAUGAUUGGCUUCAGCCUUCUAUAGGUUGCCAGUAUUUGCAUGUUACUCCUGUUUGAGUGUGUUUUCACAGGUCUAGUCUCAGUAUGUUGACACCGUUUGUUUGAAAGGCUGUAUACACAGUCUCUGUCAGUACUUGUCUGUACAAAAUGCAAUAUUUAAUGAUGAAUGCAAAAACAUGUUUGUAUUUAAAGGAAAUAAAAAAACACAAAAAUA
This is a messenger RNA of Gigantopelta aegis, 13974 nucleotides long. Its product is annotated as teneurin-m-like. Bases 422 to 8692 code for a protein of 2756 amino acids. The transcript has 29 exons. Gene Ontology annotation, biological process: motor neuron axon guidance. The record is from RefSeq and is a predicted model, not a curated record. Lineage: Eukaryota; Metazoa; Mollusca; Gastropoda; Neomphalida; Peltospiridae.